Molecule: messenger RNA, 5404 nt
Organism: Erinaceus europaeus (western European hedgehog)
Lineage: Eukaryota; Metazoa; Chordata; Mammalia; Eulipotyphla; Erinaceidae
Gene: NR5A2
Product: nuclear receptor subfamily 5 group A member 2
Exons: 7
Coding region: 713-2218 (501 amino acids)
Biological process (GO): hormone-mediated signaling pathway; tissue development; regulation of transcription by RNA polymerase II
Cellular component (GO): RNA polymerase II transcription regulator complex
Molecular function (GO): nuclear receptor activity; RNA polymerase II cis-regulatory region sequence-specific DNA binding; zinc ion binding
Source: RefSeq, a predicted model, not a curated record
GGGGGCCGGCGUGGGGGGGGCACGGCUUGCGCCUCGCCUCAUUGGCUGGCGGCUGGUGUCCGACCCGAGUCCGGAGCCCCAGUCCCCAGACUGUCAUCACCCCUCACCCCCGCCGACCCCAGACCCCACUUACCUCCCUUCUCCCGCUCGUCGCCCCCCUUCCCGGGCCGGCAGCGCAGCCCCGGGGCUGGAGCGGGCUUGUGCUCGGAGCAGGGAGAGGAGCCCACGAGGCCGGAGAGGGAGGCGGGAAGUUCCCAAGUCCGCACUGGAGAGCCGGCGGGCGGCGGGGAGCGCGCAGGAGGGCGGCGGGAGGAGGCGGCGACCCGGCGAUCCCGAGCCUGAGGCCGCGCGCGGAGCCUCGGAGCUGCCCGGGAGCGGCAGCAGCAGCCCAGCUACCGCAGCGGCUCCCGGCCGAGCUCGGCCUCCGCGGACCCGCGCCCUGGGCAGCUGCGCCCCCGCUGCCGAGCACCGUCCCCCCACCACCACCCCGGGCGCCUGGACGCCACCUCUGCCUGGUCCCCCCCCCCCGCCCCCAAUCUCCUUCUUGCAGCUUGGGGACGACUGCGGAGCUACCAGGCUGGACGGGGCUCGGGGGUCCUGACCCGCAGCCCCGGAGCCGGCAGAGGGAGGCGCCACAGCCUUCGGCCGUGCCGGGGGAGCUCGCUGCCGGCCGCCAGGUGCCGGGCUUGCGGACAGCCCCUCCCGCCUUGCCAUGCUCCCCAAAGUGGAGACCGAAGCCCUGGGACUGGCUCGAUCGCAUGGGGAACACGGGCAGAUGCCAGAAAACAUGCAAGUGUCUCAGUUUAAAAUGGUGAAUUACUCCUAUGAUGAAGAUCUUGAAGAGCUGUGUCCUGUGUGUGGAGACAAAGUGUCGGGGUACCACUAUGGGCUGCUCACCUGUGAAAGUUGCAAGGGAUUUUUUAAGCGAACAGUCCAGAAUAAUAAAAGGUACACAUGUAUAGAAAACCAGAACUGCCAAAUUGACAAAACACAGAGAAAGCGUUGUCCUUACUGUCGAUUUCAAAAAUGUUUAAGUGUUGGAAUGAAGUUGGAAGCGGUAAGGGCGGACAGAAUGCGUGGAGGAAGGAAUAAAUUUGGGCCGAUGUACAAGAGAGACAGGGCCCUGAAGCAACAGAAAAAAGCCCUCAUCCGAGCCAAUGGACUUAAGCUGGAAGCCAUGUCUCAGGUGAUCCAAGCAAUGCCGUCUGAGCUGACUAUCUCUUCUGCCAUUCAGAACAUCCAUUCUGCCUCCAAAGGCCUACCUCUGAACCAUGCUGCCUUGCCUCCUACAGACUAUGACAGAAGCCCCUUUGUGACAUCCCCCAUUAGCAUGACAAUGCCACCUCAUGGCAGUCUGCAAGGUUACCAAACAUAUGGUCACUUUGCUAGCAGAGCCAUCAAGUCUGAGUAUCCAGACCCCUACACCAGCUCCCCAGAGUCAAUCAUGGGCUAUUCCUACAUGGAUAGUUACCAGACAAGCUCCCCUGCAAGCAUCCCACAUCUAAUCCUGGAACUUUUGAAGUGUGAGCCUGAUGAGCCUCAAGUCCAGGCCAAAAUCAUGGCCUACUUGCAGCAAGAACAGGCGAAUCGAAGCAAACAUGAAAAGCUGAGCACAUUUGGUCUCAUGUGCAAAAUGGCUGACCAAACCCUCUUCUCCAUUGUUGAGUGGGCGAGGAGUAGUAUCUUCUUCCGGGAACUGAAGGUUGAUGACCAAAUGAAGCUGCUUCAGAACUGCUGGAGUGAGCUCUUAAUUCUCGACCACAUUUACCGACAAGUGGUACAUGGAAAGGAAGGAUCGAUCUUCCUGGUUACUGGGCAACAAGUGGACUACACCAUCAUUGCGUCACAAGCCGGCGCCACGCUCAACAAUCUCAUGAGUCACGCACAGGAGUUAGUGGCAAAGCUUCGGUCUCUGCAGUUUGAUCAGCGGGAAUUUGUCUGCCUGAAAUUCUUGGUGCUCUUUAGUUUAGAUGUCAAAAACCUUGAGAACUUCCAAUUGGUAGAAGGUGUCAAGGAGCAAGUUAACGCCGCCCUGCUGGACUACACGAUGUGCAACUACCCACAGCAGACAGAAAAAUUUGGGCAACUACUCCUUCGGCUCCCUGAAAUCCGGGCCAUCAGCAUGCAGGCUGAAGAAUACCUCUACUACAAGCACCUGAAUGGCGAUGUGCCCUAUAAUAACCUCCUCAUAGAAAUGUUGCAUGCAAAGAGAGCUUAAGUUACAACCCCUAGGAGCUCUGCUUUCAAAAAACAAGUAAGUCAGAGAGAGAGAGAGAGAGAGAGAGAGAGAGAGAGAGAGAGAAAUUGGUGGGGAAUGGGGGAAAAGAACAAGAAAGGGGGAAAACAAACCAACAAAAUGCUCUGAGCUGCUCCAAGCAACACCAAUUACAAACUGGGUUUCAAGAUGCUGGAUUUUAAAAAGGCAUAAUAAUCGAAUAUGUAGUAGCAAGUAAGUGACACAUCAGGGUAUAUGUAUUGCAAACUGUGAAUCAAAGGCUUCACACCCCCCAAAAGGAUUCCAUAUAAAAGACAUUGUGAUGGAGUGGACUGAACUCACUGAUGUAGAUCUCUACCAUGUCAGAAUUAAAAGGGAAAACAAAACAGAAUAACGCCUGUAUAUUUAAACAGAUCUUCGCUGUGAAGAAAGUUAAGGACCAAUCUGUUAUUAGUUAGGCUUAUACAGCAGGGGAUUGGAACUUCCGGAUUUCCUCCACUAUACAGCUGAGAAAGCUGAACUGAAACCCUUCUCAACAAUCAUCAGCUGCACCUGUAAUAACUUCAGCCUCCCUGCCCUCUUCCUUUCAAAGUCCCAACACUUCUGCCCUGGCACCUUGGAAUCUGCCCAUAGGACUUGUGCUCAGCCACACCCAUGAAUAGCUCCACCGACCAAAUCAUGAAAAAACCUAAUUUCUGAAUGGCUCUCUUAGACCUUGCAAACAGCUCAUGAGAACAACCUAUUCCUAUGUUAACUUGCCAUUUUGAAUAAGUCCUGGUUUGUUUUGUCAUGUAUUCAUAAUGUUCAAAAACACAAAAGGAACAGGCAGUAUCCCUCUUUUGAUUAUAUAUAUAUAUAUAUAUAUUCAUAUGUAUAAAUAAACAUUAACUAAUAUUAAGGGAAAUGAUUACCGAUUUAAGGUAAAUGCUCCCUAGAAAAAUAAAGUAAGUUAGUUCUUAUGUCUGCUAUUAUUACUGAAGGGUGACUUUGGCAUUAUUGGUUUUCAUAACAAAUUUCUGGCCAAACAGCUUGUUAAGGUAUAUUUGCCCAUCCAAAUUGUUCAUAUUAAAAAUAAAACAUUAGGCUUAGUUUGCUGGGAUGUUAAGUAGUCAAAGUUCUAAGUAUUUGAACACAGAACUGAAGCAUGCUAAGCUAUGGGGAAAAAUCAACAACAAAACAAAGAAAGCAAAUUGACUGACCAAAGGUCUGCACUUGUUAUAACUGAACGUUCCCUAAACCUAAGAGUAGAGGCAGUGACUUUUAUACAUGAUCUGGAAAGAUCUUAAAGUAAUUCAACUCUUUCCCUUUCCUUCCCACCCCCCCCCAAAAAAAAAGGUGGGGGUGAAGAGAAUGAUACUGACCUUUUCAAAGCCCUAGAUUGCUGUAGAACAAAUAUUGGAGGACAAAUAAUUACAAAACAAACUCCCUCAACAGUAUCAGUAUUAAAAAUGCAACAUCACAACCGUGGAUGUCUUGCCUUACUUCACAACUGAAAGGUAGCUGUGCAGAUGUGCACCAACAUUUGUCCAAAAUAAAGUAUUCACACUUUCAAGUCCAAUGAAAUCUAGCGUUUACAUUCCUUCGGUCCUGGGAGGGUGGUGGUGGGAGAGGCCAGUGAUAUUUCAAAAAAGCUGUUGGAGUAAUUUUCUUAGUGUUAUUUUUCUGAUUGGUAAUUAUUUUUUAACAGUACUUAAUUAUUGAAUGUCGUGAGACACUAAAAUCAAAAACAGGAAUCUCAUUUAGACUUUGGAUUUCUUUGAGAAUAUCGGCAGCACAAUCACUUGUAGAAACUGUAAAAAAAAAAAUUAAAACUAUCUCCUAGUCCCUUAAUUUUUUCAUAAAUGUUUCUGGCUUUUGAAUAGUUUAUUUAUAUUGUAUAUGAUAGUUUAAACUGUAGACAAUUAUGAUGCUAAUUUAUUGUUCCUUGGUUUCACCUUUGUAUAAGAUAUAACCAAGACUGAAGAAACCAAAUAUGUGUGUUUACUGUAGCAUGUCUUCGAGUUAGUACACAUAGUUCAGGGACAUAGAAGGGUGUUAAUGAAUUGAGAAUCAUUCAGUUGAUUAAAUGUGUGUAAAUCUUCAUAAUUCUUCCUGUAGUUUAUUUAAUAUCUAUUGUAAAUUAUGUGACUCGUAAAGCUUCCUCUUGUUUUCAAGUAUGCUGAUCAAGGGUGAACUCUUAACCUGGUUUUCCUUUCCAAACAUUGUAAGUUGUAUACCAAAGAUAUUAGUUAUUACUUCUGUGUAUACAAAGAGGGUUAUUUUAAUAUUUUUAUUGGUCACCUCUAAUACUUGUCCCUGUGAAGGGUACACAUUACCUAAGCCGGGUAUCUGCUUCCCAAGUCAGUCUCAGUCCCCUGUGUCCUCUCCAAAGCUCAAAGGACAAUGGAAAUCGGAUGAUCAGACUCGAUAAUCCAAAGUGUGAAACAGAACAGCAGCAUCCUUGCUCUCCAGCUUAAGGACCAAGUUGACUAGAAGAGAUGGAGAAAGGAAUGGUGCUGUCAACAAUUCAUAAGUCCUGUCCAUCUUGCAUGUGAACAUUGGUGAAGAUCAUUAUCAGGUCGUUAGGGACAGUUAUUUAGAGGGUCUUUAACAAUACAAAACAACUCAAACACAUGAAAUCUGAAAGUCCAUGUUUCCUUAUUUCAAGUAUACAAUCUUCCUUCCUGAAUGUUACACCUACAUGUCAAACCUAAAAGAAAUUGUCAGUUACUGGUAGGUAGUUAACUUAGUAAAUCACGCUGUGAGAAGUUAGAAAAGCAGGCAGCAUGGUUCCAUCCACACGUCAAGCACAGAUGCAGAUAGACAAGAACAUGCCACAGUCAGUCUCAUCCAAAAUUGGCAGGUGAAAUUUCUCUAGUGUUAAUUGUGAACCCAUUUGGAACCUUAUCAAUUCCAGGAUACAUUCAUAAAAUCAGACUUGCAUAUAAAGGCUUGUGGCUCAGCUGGUCUUUAUAGUUGGUCGAUGUUCGUGAGCACACACUCUGUAAUGUCUGAAUAUUUGUAUCACAGAUCCGCAGCUACCUUGGAUCUGAACCCAUGCAAUAUUUCGUGUGUGAAGUCGGUUACUUGUUGACGUUUUCUUACUGUAUCGGUGAAACACAUAUUGUCAUGUCAGUUCUUGCCAGGAAUUUUGCAACAAAAAUGGAUUUUUUUCCAGCAUUUCAAUAAAUAUUGAUGUGCCCAGCCUGA